GGGCACGCAACAGAUGAACUUAGUAAGAUGGACCAGUCACCUCAAACAAAGAUUGUGUUUACUCUUCUAGGACAACGACUGCCAGUAAACUUGACAGGCUUGAAUUGGAUCGGUUAGAUCAAACAAGGGAUCAUAGACCAACGAACUCAAAAUGGUCCGAAAAACUGAAGGCUAUUCACUGCUCCUUCUCGCGGUGGUGAUUAUCUUUCUGAACAUCCUCGCCAUCAUCGUUAUUUUGCGCUUCAAAAAGAAAUACAAUCCAGAUAUUCUGAUCCUUAGUCUUGCGAUUGCGGACUUAGUAAAAGCGUUAGUUCCAUUGAACAUGACUUUGUACGCUUACCUCAGCGAGAAAGGAAUGACAGAAGGCUCUGUUUCUUGUGUAAUAUUUGGCUGGACUGCCUUCACGCUCAACUGUGGAAUUAUGAUGGUCAUGACAGUCAUGGCCAUCGACAGAUAUAUCGCCUUGUGUUGGCCAUUGGCGUAUAAGUACAAACGUUUGCUCUCGAAAAAACGACUUAUUUACACAAUCGUUGCUGUUUUUGUAUUUAGUGGGACGCAAUCUGUUCUGCCGCUGGUGGGGAUUGGAAAAAUGAGAGCCUACAACAAUGGCAGCUUCUGCCAUUUUGAUUUCGAUUCCACCAAACCUGCUAACCGAGCAUACAGUAUUUUUGUGCUCUCUCUUGGCAUGGUUAUGAUUGUGGUUGUUGUGUUUUGCUACACAUGCGCCAUGAUUAGCAUAAAAGGCCUAAUGAAGCGUCAGCGAAGGAUGUCCAUCUCUACUGGGGACCCUGAUGGAGCAGAUCGCAAGAGGCAAGCUAUGAAUAGCAUGUUUGCUCGUCUAAUGAUCGUAAUGAUGAUGGUUUUUUUCGUCUCUUGGCUUCUCUUCUUGGUAAGUUGCAAUCAUUUAUACGUUUCUGUCAUUUAUCAAGUGUUCUUCUGCGUUUUGCAGUCGUGUGGAGAACAUAUUAAGUCCUUAUUUAUCUUUUUCAUAUAGGUGUACUUGCGACCUUGAACUCAGCUGUUGCUGUCCAUGCUCGUAUAAAAUAUUUUUGCGUUGUCAGGCUUUUGAGCUCAAAUGUGAUAUUAUUUUUAUCUUUCCUUAAAUGAUUAUCAUAAUUCAGGAAACAUACUUAUCGUGAUUUAAACGACAACGGUGCUCUAAAAAUUCUGCGCCCGAGUGUUUGACACCGUGUACUGUCCUAUUAAAUUCAGCUUAAUUCGUGAUUUCUGGCGCUGACAAUUAACCGUAAAACUUUAGUUUUAGCUUCGCAAGCUAUGACCUUUGAUAGUAUCCAGCUAGCGUAGCAUGUUAGUCGGAAUUUAGCGACUUUUAUUCAAUUUAUUCGUUCUCUGAAAAAUAUGAUACAAAUAUUUGCAUGCGUGCAAAAAUAGAUGUCGCCUGACGCAGACCCGACUAGGAGACAACAUGAUAAGACGAACUUAUCUUGUAAAACUAAUGCGUAAAAAGAUACAAAGAAUACAUCAACAGUAAGAAGUGUGUGUGAAAGUGAAAAGGCGACGUAUAAAAUGUUCGAAGAAUAUAAGCCAUAACCAUAACAUGAAAUCGAAAAGUAUGUAAUCAUUAACAACGCUGAACGCGAGCGCUGAACAUCAGAAACUGGGUUGAUUAUUUUUGCAUAUAUAACGUUAAUUUUCCUCUUUUUUGCUUUAGUGCCGUUCAAUCUGAAGAAUUUGGUUUUCUGACUUGUUAGAUAGCUUUUGUUAAGGUAGCAAUUCGUGCAAUUCGCAGAAAGAAUUCAAGGUUUUAAAUUAAUCCUUACUUCAAAUUGUCAUUGCAAAGGGCUCCAAUAACCACUGAAGGUAAUUCAUCUGUCGCGUUCUGACAAAACAAACACUUUUGAAAUUUUGGCGUGAUUUCGUGCAUAACAAUCUGUUUGGUUAGAAAGCACUUUUAAAAGUUAAUUGUCCCGUUUGUUGAUAACUCUUUUUAAUCGAAUCCUUAACUGGUCAUCGCGUUUCUUGUUAUACAAAGUCGAUUGGAAAAUCGAUCCCACUUCCGUGUUGUUUGAUAUACUGAAAACUGAGUUCUGUGUAUUUUCUUUCCGUUUACCUGUAACGUUCCUGUUUGCGCGCGGAACAAACGGAAUGCAAUUAGCAGCAAAAUAUCAGAGUCAAGAGUUAUUUUUGGCUUAUAAUUCUGGCUGUUGAACUUAGAAACAAAAUAUUUUUCUAAUGAUAAAAUCCCAUGACAUGUUAUCUUUUUUCGUCCAAGAGAAUCACGCUUUUUCAUUUUUGUACACUCAGAGCCGCUAGAUUAUGCCAGAUACUUUUUAUAGGUCAAUAAUGUUCUCGAUUUAUGGUCUCCGACCUCGUUCUUGGUGGUUUUCCUUUCAAUCAUAACACCGCUCACCAUUUUUAAGGGAAAAGAUACGUGAAUGUCACUACAUUCUAGUCGGAUCAGUCGUUUCUCUGUUGAUGGGUAAUUGGUUUCCGGAAUGAUAUCGUAAUGAUCACAAGACCAUAGCAUUCACCGCCGGAUUAGCUUAUGAAUACUUCAGCCAGAUACUUGUAGAUUUUGUUCAUAGCCACAGUGAUCGCAAUCUGAGAACGGUAGACUCUUUUUCUUCAGAUUUAGUAAGGGGAGUACACGCGCGCGCGAACGUUGAGCGGCGAACCCCGUGCCUCUCCCGUCUCGCACCUUCAGUCACGCGCGUGGUCAUUUGCAUGUCUUGGGCGUUUUGCUCGACGGACCAAGGAAAAAGAGAGACUGCUCGAAGUCUAGAUAAAGGCUUUUCUUUAACCAUCAUACUGGCUUGGUUUUAUACAGUUUAUUUGUGAAAACAAUCAUUAGAACUUGCACCUAGGGUGAUCUUAUCGCUGUAAAAAGGAUGGGAAAAGGAACAAGCUAAGGGCAAAAUAAGCGUUCUAGGUACUGAGCCUGCGUUACGGGAGUAAAGGAAGGGGUACUGGUUUGUCAUAUGUCUCCCUUUUUCAAACGGCCAGGUUCAGGAAGGGCAAAGUGUAUACCCGUUUUCAGACCAAACCGGCCCAAAAACCCUACCCGAAGGGGCGGCACAUACCUAUACAGCUUAUAUAAGGGAGUACCCCCGGGCGCCUUCUGGUGGGUUAGGCUACUUUUGCGACGCAAGCUGUAGGUUAGCCGAAGUCAUCGAAAUCCCCUCUCCUUUUUUCAAUUUUUUUUAUGUCAGAGAGAGGCUGGCCGGGAACUUGGUAUUGGGAAAGCGCCCGAGGGACGGUCAGCAGGGCGUCUCGGCGGUUAGAGGGAUCGAAAUCCCCCAAAAAUUGUGAUAUGUCCGGUUCAAAGCGUAGUUUUUUAAGUACAAAGAGCGCUGUAACGUUUAUUGCAGUUUUUGCUUUGUUUUGUUUUUUUAACCCUUUAUCCUCUCUUGUAUGACGUAUUCUUUUCGUAUGCUAUUAUUAGUGGAGAGAACUUGUUAGAGGAUGAACAACAGGUCUAAAGGUCUCUAAUGAUAGAUGGUGACUUCUCAUGUGUAACAACAUCUUACGUCUUUUUGGCUGAGUUAAGUUGAUUUUUGCCUUUGUCUUUUCAGAUUGUUAUUCUUCAGCAUGUGAGUGGUUGGUUCCAAAUCCCACCACAAGCUCAUUUCUGGUCAAUGCGGUUGGCUGUUAUUAACUCAGUUCUCAAUCCAUUAAUCGGCGCCGCCAUGUGCAAGCCAUAUAGAAAUGGAUAUAUAUUCAUCCUUUGCAAGAUUUUUCACUGCUGUGGUUUAUGUUCAUCCUACCAAGCCGACAGUAUGUUCAUAAAUCUUUAAUCUGAUAAUUACCCUCAAACUUAGGUUAUGUUCACACUGUAUCGGAUAGAUUUUCGUGCCGACAUGGAAAGCUACCCGAAACGGCACAAGUGCGUUCACACCAAACAUCGCGCCGUCGAGUUUGGCCGAGAAGGUUUGGUGCACUAGAUUCCAGUUCUCUCUCCUGUUUAUCUACUUCCGCGACUGUAGUAAUAGAUGUUCACGCUGCAGCAAAGUAUGGAACAAAACCUCUCCAAUAUGUACUGUGACACAACACUUUCGAGAUCGUCGCGGCGCAGCUUUGCGCCGUCACAGUGUGUGAACAGAAGCCCUAUCCGGUAUGGUUUUCAUGGCGGCGCAAAAGCUUUCCGGAAUAUUGUGAAUAUAACCUUAAGGUAGAUACCCUGGGUACCAGAGUUUUUUUCUCGCGUGCGAGGAGGAGCUUUCGCCGGAUGUCGGCCGCAGGCCAACACGUCUUCGGCCGAAGGCCGAAUACACGAGCGGCGAAGCCGCGAGAAGACUUGACCAAAACCGGAAACCGCGCAUGAAAAGUCUCUGGCACCCAGGGUAUAAGGUAGACGGCCGGGGUACAAAAAAAAUUGACGUCUAAGCUCCUUAUCCUACCAGGCAUUUUUACAUUUUUCUCAUCUGAGAGCUAAUGGUAACUAUACCUUUAAGCCUUCUAAGAAAAUCCCUGCCGAACUAUUGACUCUGAUCUCAAAACUUAUCCUGCAACAUUCAGUUGGGGACACGCUAUAGUGGCCGUUGCCGUGGUAGAGAUGUGGCCUUUGUAGAGAGGUUUAAAAAAGAGUCAAUGUAUGGACGUUCCGCCGGGACAAUAAAAAAUGGCCAUUGUAGAGAGGUGGCCGUUAGUAGAGGUUCGACUGUUGUUGUCAAGGCAACGGGUCUUUGAAGGGCGCUUUAAACUUUAACUUUUUAAAAAUGAUCACGAAUCGAAGAGAGACAAGUUUCUUUUCAUUAGAAAGUAUGGUCUUUUUAGUUGUGCUUACGUUGCCGCACUGAUUCUUGAAAACAUGUUCUUUGUUUGCAACGCAUAUCUUAUGAGGUCCGCUACCUUGUUUUUUCGACUUCCAGAUCCAUGGACACGGCGGCUUUCGCUAGGUUCACGACGCAGUUUUGAUGUAGAACCAACCACACCGACCACAGAUCAAACGGUGGUUAAAGUCACGAGCAAUCCCUCAUUCAGUUAUCAUGAUUCUGGCAUUGGUCCUGAUGGAGGCAGCAUUGGAUACCAUCAGGGUGGCCUUAUUUACUCCGCUUAUGAACAGGAACCAUGGGAAACCGAAAGCUUUUAUCGCACCACUGUUGACGGAGUCCAGGAAAGGCCACGUCUACAUAAGAAGCGCAUUUCUUUCAAAGACGAGGUCGAAGCAAAUCAAGCUGCACUACCGUCACCUAAAGAGAAGGAGGAUGCUGGAUCCAACGUGCGUCUGUCCGCUGGUAAAACAACUCCAAAACAGGAAACCUCUGAUUUACCUUCCAGUGACAAAUAUGGCUGUUACACGCAAGAAAAUGGUUAUGAAAACAAAAUCAUAGUCUCGCCAGAGAUGGACGCAGCUUUUGAAGAUGAAUCUUCUUGCGGCGACACACGAUCCAGUUCAAGCAAACGAAACAGAAAAAUCGCUGUCUCAGGUAUGAUACUCUGACGUAAUAGCCCGUUCAACGCCUUAUUUGGGAAUGGACGUAGUGUGAGGCUAGAGGGGAAUAAAAGCCGGUAGACUGGGUCCGAAAGGUGUUAUCUUCAACCCAGAAUGUCCAUGUAUUUGUCAAACGCACGCAAGUUUCUCCCUUUCAAAAACCUACAGGUGAAAAGGGCUAAGAAAAUUAAUUUAAAACAUUAGACAAGUCUAUUUAGCUUUCUUACAUGGUAGUACAGUUAAACUCCGUUUCGUGGACACCUUAUUAUUACGAACAGUUUGCUUUGUGCCUGAGGAAAGAAAGCCCUUCCAGUUUCUCUAAAUUCAAACUCCUUUUAUAGGGACACCCCGUUAAUACGGACACUUUCUAUGGCCACCUCACUGUCCGUAUUAACGGGCUCUGUCUGUAUAUUUACUAGGCUAUAACUAUACUUAAACGUCUUUGUUCACUUAUUUUUCUUUCUUGUUCUUUUCCCUAGUUUAUCCGUUCAUGUGCAAGACACCAGAAUUGUUUAACGAUAACUCUUUAGGUAACAGUCAGCUAUCUCGCGAUUCACAAGGUGACAAUGGUGAAAACGUAAAACAAAAUUUUGCAGUGACAGAGAAAGCUAAACAGGAUGUAAAGCCAUCUAAAGCAGAUGUUCUGACGGACUGCAACCAGUUGUCCCUUAGCGCUAUAGAUGUAACAUCAGAGCCAUUAUCUAAAGACUUUGAAGGGGAAAAUGCAUUGGAAUUAAGUCCAGAAGCAAAGUCUACGGGAAAAAGAGCCGAUUGUUUCUCGUCACCAGGCCCCCUUGAGGAGACAGGGCCUCAGACUCUUCAAGUCACACAUUUUCCAGUUAAUACAAACUCUGGUAUAAAGACAACUGUUUUGCCCGACCGCUUCACAUCGAGAUCUUCCCUUCCAUUUUCAAGGAGUCGUUCCUUCAUAGAAAGAACUUUUGCCACCUCGUUUUCUCGCACAAAGUUGCGUUCUCGGUCAUUUGCCAAUGGUUCAACUUCAAACGCGAAUCCAUUUUACGAGUUUGACAAUUUGGGUUAUCAGACAGCUGACUUGCCGUUUCACAGGCAUUCCGUGGAUCUAGCCGGGGAACAGCUAGGUGGAAUUCAGAGCUAUUCGGAAUCUGAUUUUACUUUCUCCUUACCAGAAACUGUUCUGGUUUCCCCUCAUGGAACACCAAAUACAGAAAGUUUCAGAAGUUUCCAUGCUGUGGAGCACCAUAAUCCACCCAACAAAAGUGGGAUAAGUGUAGGUAAGAACUGUCGAGACAUCGACAUAAAAAGAGAGGAAGAAUGAUCAUACUGUGGGAAUACUACACACGUAAAUAUCGCCCCAUGUAAGGGAAUCUGGAAUACGGGAAAAUUUUGCUUGUGGAAUCCAGAAUCUAGGAAAUUUAUUUUGUUGAAUCCGGAAUCCAGGAAAUUCGUGUCGUGUAAUCGGGAAUCCUGGGAUUUGGAAUCCGGAACCCCACUACCAAUUGGAAUCCGGAAUUUAACUCCCACUGGCAAAGAAUCCGGAAUCCAGUACCUGGAAUCCAGAAUCCAUGGCGUGGAAUCCAGAAUUUCAAGACUGCCUUGUAUCCCCUUUCAUGGGGCAAUAAAUUCGCCAUAGGUCUCUUUCAGUUCAUCGUAUGUCACUUGUAUUACAUCAAUAACUGUUACUCGCUAUUUUACCUUGGUUGCCAGAGGUUUUUUAUUGUACUAAAAUUAAGUGAACUUGGUCUCACGAAUUUCCACCAAUUAUUUCAUUCUAUAGGAUAUAAGUCUUAAGUGAGAGCAGACUUCUUGGAGUCGGGGUCGGUUAUUCUCAGUGGCAUAGAGAAACGUAACCCUGUGUUUAUCAUCGAAAAGGCUUCUUAAAGAACUUUGGCGUUGACGUCAGUUUUUCUCCUUAUUUACCCUUUUUUAUCCACCAAGGUUUACUUAGUUUACACUUUUUUGCAGAAAAUGAAAACAGACCUCAAGGGCAAAGCUCCAAUCAAGACAUAGUGCGAAAGUCUAGCAAGAUUUACAAGGAACUGAGUGAAUUAAGCCUCGAGGAACUGGAACGAGAGGUCUUCUGUUGAGGUUAUAGCAUUUAGUAGAGGAUGAAAAGUUCCAAUAAGUGUAAAAAUCCAUCGCUUGGUAAGCUGUUGAAAUGUGAGAAAUCCCAGGUUCUUUUGGAAAGAAAAAAAUAAACUUGUGAAAUGUGUAAUUUUUUAACAAAUAUCGUGAUCUGGAAAUUUUUCUUAAAUUUUCAGGUCUUUUGAAUACCUUCUCCCUUCAUUACUUUUAUCUUUCUUUGCGGUUGCCCAAACUGCUUUUCUCGGAGGCGAUAAUUAUUAUAUGACAAUGUAUUUUCUCUCGAUUUUGUCGACGGCCUUACCAAGUAGCUCAAAACUGCAAACUUGUAGACUGAGAAAAAAGGCACGAUGCAUUUUCUGUUGCCCUUUUCUAAUUUCUCCUACAGUUCGCACACUCCCUCUUAUUCGUCACGAGUGUGUGUGUGCAAAACUGAAUGAAAGACGGAAGCCUGCAGUCUAUACCGUGACUGCAUAAAAUUCGAACUUUAUGGCCACAGGCGUAAAAUAUUACGCUGAACAAUGGUGAAUAACGGGAAGCUAUAACUAGGAGUUUUUUCACGACAUUAGGGCAGUCCUGCGUUAUAUUAAGGCGGGACUGAUAGAACUUGAGACUAUUGAUGAUGCUAGGCGAUCAGUUGAGGUAAACCAAUCAUAUCGAAAAACGUUAUAGAAAUAACGGUGUACUUUUUGUUUUUUGUUCGAUAAGAUUUAGUUGUAAAUUUAAUUCCCUU
Molecule: messenger RNA, 8186 nt
Organism: Porites lobata
Lineage: Eukaryota; Metazoa; Cnidaria; Anthozoa; Scleractinia; Poritidae
Source: the annotation of a GenBank genome assembly